UCACACACCACACACCAUUCACAAGAAUUCAGGACCAUUAGCUAUGGUAUAUAGGGUUCCACACAUCUAGCUACCUUAACAUUUUCCUUAUUUUUUCAACCAUAAACCUAUUUUUCACCAUACAAAACUGAAAACCCAUCUCAAAGGGCAAGUAACGUAUGUGUAACAACAUAUAAUUGCAUUCUUAUUUUAAAAAUUUCUUUCUUCUUCUCAAUAGAAAGAUUGCAUAUAUAUUAUUAUAACUUCAAGUAUAACACGAGCACUUAAAAAUAAGCCAAACUAAAUGGGACAAGAAAAGAAGAUGACUCAGCCGUCUUCGUUUAGGCUCAGAAGCCCGAGCCUAAACUCCAUCCGGCUGAGAAAGAUCUUCGAUAUGUUUGACAAGAAUGGCGACGACAUUAUCACGGUGAAGGAGAUCAGCCAGGCAAUGAACCUUCUAGGGCUGGAGGCGGACACGGCGGAGCUAGAGAACUUGACGAAGUCGUAUAUAAGUCCGGGGAACGAGGGUUUGGCAUUCGAGGACUUCUUGAAACUGCAUGAGUCUCUAGGGGAAGAAUACUUCGGGUUCAUGGAGGCGACGAAUGACGAGGAAGAGGAGGAGAAGAUGAAGGAGCAGGAGGAAUCGGAUCUUUGGGAAGCGUUUAAGGUGUUCGAUGAGAAUGGUGACGGUUACAUAUCGGCGAGGGAGCUUCAAGUGGUGUUAGGGAAGUUAGGGUUGUCUGAAGGGGAUGAGAUUGAGAGUGUUCAGAAGAUGAUUGGAUCUGUUGAUAUCAACCAUGAUGGUCGUGUUGAUUUCUCUGAGUUCAAGAACAUGAUGAGAUCCGCCAUUGUUAAAAAAUGAUCAAUUAGCUUCAUUCCAAUUUCUACUUUUUUUUUAGUAUAUCAAGAAGUACUGUUUUUGAUAAUUCUGUGGUAGAAAUUCUGUGACAUGUUAUGGUACUUCUUUUUUUAUGGUUGAAGAAUUUUCUUUCUAUCAACAUUUUCAGAAGUUUCUAAAUUGUAUAAUAUUGGUUGAUAUAUUUUUGAAUUUUAA
This is a messenger RNA of Arachis ipaensis, 1033 nucleotides long. Its product is annotated as calcium-binding allergen Bet v 3. Lineage: Eukaryota; Viridiplantae; Streptophyta; Magnoliopsida; Fabales; Fabaceae. The record is from RefSeq and is a predicted model, not a curated record. Gene Ontology annotation, molecular function: calcium ion binding.